AUGACGAAAUCCAGAAAGUUGUGGAAGAGGCAGCCCUGCCGGUUGUACACCAGGGCCAUCUUCAUGGGCUACAAGAGGUCCAGGGUCAACCAGGACCAGAAGUGCAGCUUGCUGAAGCUGGAGGGCGUCAAGACCCGUGAUGAGACUGCCUUCUACGUUGGCAAGAAGGUCGCCUACGUCUACAAGAGCAAGAACUUGAAGAAUGGCACCAGGUUCAGGGCCAUUUGGGGAAAGAUCAGGCGUGCUCACGGCAACGGCGGUACCGUGAGGGCAUCGUUCAGGAAGAACCUGCCUCCCUGCGCCAUGGGCAGCAAGGUCCGCGUCUUCCUCUACCCUUCUAACAUCUAA
Babesia bigemina is the source of this 348-nucleotide messenger RNA. Its product is annotated as 60S ribosomal protein L35a, putative. The coding region runs from base 1 to 348 and encodes 115 amino acids. Gene Ontology annotation, molecular function: structural constituent of ribosome. The record is from RefSeq and is a predicted model, not a curated record. The transcript has 3 exons. NCBI's taxonomy places the organism in Eukaryota, Apicomplexa, Aconoidasida, Piroplasmida, Babesiidae. Gene Ontology annotation, biological process: cytoplasmic translation; ribosomal large subunit biogenesis. Gene Ontology annotation, cellular component: cytosolic large ribosomal subunit; ribosome.